Molecule: messenger RNA, 510 nt
Organism: Magnolia sinica
Lineage: Eukaryota; Viridiplantae; Streptophyta; Magnoliopsida; Magnoliales; Magnoliaceae
Product: DNA topoisomerase 2-like
Exons: 3
Coding region: 65-385 (106 amino acids)
Biological process (GO): sister chromatid segregation; DNA topological change; resolution of meiotic recombination intermediates
Cellular component (GO): nucleus
Molecular function (GO): ATP binding; DNA topoisomerase type II (double strand cut, ATP-hydrolyzing) activity; DNA binding
Source: RefSeq, a predicted model, not a curated record
UCUUACUGUAGAUGGGGUGUUAAGAAGCCUCAAAUCAUGAAAAAUUUUGUCACGAUCUUGUCGAAUGCAGGUCUUGGGAUGGCCAUGUUCGGUCUCGGUAAGAUCAUUGAUAUGCUCAUCAUGUUCAGUCUCGGUAAGAUCAUUGAUAUGCUCAUUCGACGUGAGGGGUGUCAUCAAGAAAUAUGACAGUCCCGAACAAAUUCUUGAAGAAUUCUUUCAUUUAAGACUUGAGUUCUAUGUAAAGAGAAAGAAAGUAAUGUUGGAUAAUCUUGAAAUAAAGCUGUUGAGAUUGUCUAACAAAGUCAGAUUCAUCAUUGGGGUGGUAGAAGGAGAGAUUAUUGUGAGUAACAGGAAGAGAGCAGAUCUGGUCCUCGAGUUGCAGUAGAAGGGUUUCACACCGUUCUCUAAAACCAAAGGCGUUGAUACCAGCGAGGCAAUGGAAACAGAAGAAAAUGAAGAGACACCGGAGGUGGGAAUAGUUGUAAGAGCAAGUGAUUAUGAGUAUUUACU